UUCAGGAAUCGACCAAUCCUCAAUUUUUAAAUGUACCUACACUGGAGGGAUAUCAAUAUCCAGUUGAUGACAUGGUACCCCUUCAUGAUUUACUCACUAAUUGGGGCUUAGGGUUUCUUUUUCAAACUUUACUAGAUGAACUUAUCUGUAUGAAAGGUAUAAUAAUUAUGGAAGCUGAUCAAGCUUAUGAACUUCUAAAACAUUUUCCAUUAGGGAUAAGACUGUUGUUUGUAUAUAAUUUAAAAAAAUGGCAAAAAACUCAAGAAAAUGAUAUGAAGUCUACCAACACACCACAGUUGAAUUUAAAAGCCUCUACUAAUCAACCUAUUCAAUAUCAUCAUCAAAAUAAUAUUAAUAAUAUAAGUAUAAAUUUAGGAGAAGUAUUAAAUUCAUCAAACACUGGUUUAAUGAUACUUCAAUAUUAUAAGUCAAACCAAAAAUUGAAUGACGGUAUAAGAUCAAUGUUAGUAGAUACUGUAAUUAACUGGGUCAUCACUAAAAAGAUAAACAUGUCUGUGAACCUGGCAGAACAGUUGGCAAAUCAAUUAGUGUCUAUAUUUCCUACAGAAGUGAAAGAUUUGUAUUUUAUGAAGCACGAUUCAAAUAAAAACCCUAAGGGAAAAUUAUACGCUAAAUAUUAUAAUUCUAUAAGGCUUCUUAAGACAACAGGUUUAGUGGCAACAAAGUUGACUUCUAGAAAUCAAGAAAAACAUAGUGGUCGUAAGCAUUGCACAGAGUUUGAGCCGGAACAGAGUGUUCAAUAUGCAGUAGAUGAAAUAAAAAACAAUAAUAAUUUUUCAAAUUUUAAUGAUUUGGAAAAGUUGUGGAAGGAAACUGUUAAUUAUCGACUCAAUUCCAUUCAAAACACUAAUUCUACAAAAGAAAUAAUGGGAAUGUGGAAGCCUUACACAUUGCCUUAUGGGUUUAGAUUAGUUGACAUUGAUUUUAAAAAAUUGUAUCCAGAAUGCCCAGACUUUAUUAAUUCUUAUGAACAAAAACACAUCAAGGUUAAGGAACUCUUCGAAAUAAAAAUAAAAGAUAGUUCUAGUAGAAAAUUAUUUGAAGAAUACAAAAAUUCUUCCUGCAUCACAGAAAGUGGAAAAAAUACAGUUUUUUUUUAUUUACUACAUUCCAUAUUU
Messenger RNA from Aphis gossypii (cotton aphid), 1139 nucleotides. RefSeq lists its product as uncharacterized. Lineage: Eukaryota; Metazoa; Arthropoda; Insecta; Hemiptera; Aphididae. The record is from RefSeq and is a predicted model, not a curated record. The transcript is spliced from 6 exons. The annotation marks the transcript as partial.